Misgurnus anguillicaudatus (oriental weatherfish) is the source of this 711-nucleotide messenger RNA. RefSeq lists its product as uncharacterized. The record is from RefSeq and is a predicted model, not a curated record. Lineage: Eukaryota; Metazoa; Chordata; Actinopteri; Cypriniformes; Cobitidae.
AUGAUCAUCAACGGCACUAAAGAGAUCUCAUACAAAUUCAAUGUUACUGUUUAUGGUGUGUUUGGUGAUGAAGUGAAGUCAGUGUCAGUGAUGGAGGGAGAUUCUGUUACUCUACAAAGUAAUAUUAUUAAACUACAGACAGAUGAUCUGAUACUGUGGAGGUUUGGUCAUGAAAAUUCUCUUAUAGCUCGAAUAAAUGGAGUGGCCAAAGAUAUCUCAAUAUAUGAUGAUGUUCUUGAUGGGAGAUUCAGAGACAGACUGCAGGUGAAUAAUCAGACUGGAGAUCUCACCAUCACCGACAGUAAGACCAAAGACUCUGGAUUUUAUCUAAUGAUCAUCAGCGGCAAACAGAAGAUCUCAUACAGAGUCAAUGUUACUGUCUAUGAUAAAGUGAAGUCAGUGUCAGUGAUGGAGGGAGAUUCUGUUACUCUGCACACUGAUAUUACUGAAAUACAGACAAAUGAUGUGAUAGUGUGGAGGUUUGGACUUCAAAAGUCUGUCAUAGCAAGAAUCAACGGCACCACCACUGAGAUCUCAAUAUAUGAUGAUGAUCUUGAUGGGAGAUUCAGAGACAGACUGCAGGUGAAUAAUCAGACUGGAGAUCUCAUCAUCACAGACAUCACAACUCAACACACUGGACUUUAUCAACUGACCAUCACUGGCAAACAGAAGAUCUCAUACAGAUACAAUGUUACUGUCUAUGGUGAGUAA